Molecule: messenger RNA, 555 nt
Organism: Geodia barretti
Lineage: Eukaryota; Metazoa; Porifera; Demospongiae; Tetractinellida; Geodiidae
Source: the annotation of a GenBank genome assembly
UAGCCUUUUCUAACAAACACCACAGCUAAAUUCUUCUACGAGCGCCUGGUGAACUACAUGAUGUCGGGGGAGACAGAGGCUCUAGUACUGGCCCACUCCCAGGCCCUCCAGAGGUGGAGGGACCUCAUGGGACCCACUAAACCAAGUCUGGCCCAGUCCCUGGCCCCUGACUCCAUCAGAGCUCUCCACGGACUCACCGACACCAGGAAUGCUGUUCAUGGCUCUGGAUGUGAGGCAGGCUUUUUGAUGGAGAUGGAUAUUCUGUUUCCUGACUUCAACAUUCAGCAGUGGUACCAAACCGAGGAGCCCCUCUUCCGGGUUGGACGAGUCAGUUUCUGUGAGCACUCCCUCACCCACAGACCACUAGCCCUCCACCCGGAACCUCACCAAGAGAAACUCUCAAUGUCUCUUUAGUGGUGGUAUAUAGAAACACAUUGUAUAUAUCACAGUGUGUCUCAGUUACAUCAUUGUUUCUCGGCACCUUGUUUCACAACCGUUGUUGUUUACCUCUUUAUAGCAGUGUGUAUAAUAUUAUUCCUGCGUCUCUUUCUCACG